Tarenaya hassleriana is the source of this 1966-nucleotide messenger RNA. Its product is annotated as probable plastidic glucose transporter 1. The record is from RefSeq and is a predicted model, not a curated record. NCBI's taxonomy places the organism in Eukaryota, Viridiplantae, Streptophyta, Magnoliopsida, Brassicales, Cleomaceae. Gene Ontology annotation, cellular component: membrane. The transcript is spliced from 12 exons. Gene Ontology annotation, biological process: monosaccharide transmembrane transport. Gene Ontology annotation, molecular function: hexose transmembrane transporter activity. The coding region runs from base 105 to 1685 and encodes 526 amino acids.
UCGUCUCACGAGGGUGAGAAAAUGUCAUGGCUUUAUGUAUGUAGUGUUUCAAAAUUAACAUUUGAUGAACCGGAGGAUCUCUCUCUCUUGCUCGGUGUGAUCUGAUGUGGCUGGCUACGGCACUGCUACACCAACCCGUUGCUCCGACCCGACCCGCCUUGUCUUGCCCGACCCGAUUCGCUCGCUCCCUUAGGAGGUCGCCCUUUCUUCGGUCUCCGGCGGCGAGGAAGAGGCGCCUGACGGAGUUGCGCAUCAAGAAACUAGACGAAGAUCAUGAGAAAUCGCCGUUUUCGUCCGUGGAGGAAGAGGAAUCGUCCGUUGAUUUGGGUUGGUUACCGGCUUUUCCUCACGUAUCGGUUGCGUCAAUGGCGAAUUUUCUCUUCGGUUAUCACAUUGGAGUGAUGAAUGGUCCCAUCGUGUCUAUUGCACGGGAACUUGGAUUCGAGGGAAACUCGAUACUUGAGGGUCUUGUUGUGAGCAUAUUUAUCGCGGGUGCAUUUAUUGGUAGCAUAAGCUCUGGUCCACUGGCUGACAAGCUGGGCUGCCGAUACACUUUUCAGAUUGUCACGGUACCGCUGGUUCUUGGUGCCCUUUUGAGUGCACAAGCUCAUUCCUUGGAUGAAAUACUAUGUGGAAGAUUUCUUGUUGGUCUUGGCAUAGGCGUGAACACAGUUCUUGUCCCCAUUUAUAUUUCUGAGGUUGCUCCAACGAAGUACAGGGGUUCCCUGGGGACAUUGUGUCAAAUUGGCACAUGCAUUGGGAUAAUCGUUUCCCUUCUAUUGGGGAUUCCUGCAGAAGAUGACCCAAAUUGGUGGAGGACAAUGCUCUAUGUGGCGAGUAUGCCUGGUUUUCUUCUUGCACUCGGUAUGCAGUUUGCAGUUGAAAGUCCUCGUUGGCUCUGUAAGGUUGGAAGACUGAAUGAUGCCAAAUCAGUGAUAAAAGACAUUUGGGGAGAGUCUGAAGUCAGCAAGGCUGUUGAAGAUUUUCAGUCUGUCAUCAAGAAUGAUGGCACAGACUUGGAUAGUGGAUGGUCGGAACUCCUUGAUAAGCCACACUCACGAGUUGCAUUCAUAGGAGGUGCCUUGUUUCUACUUCAGCAAUUCGCGGGCAUUAAUGGUGUUCUUUAUUUCUCAUCUCUAACAUUUCGAGAUGUUGGAAUCACAAGUAGUGCCCUAGCAAGUCUAUAUGUCGGACUCACAAACUUUGCAGGUGCUCUAUGCGCAUCUUAUUUGAUUGACAAGGAAGGGAGAAAGAAGCUCCUCAUUGGAAGCUACGUGGGAAUGGCAGCAUCGAUGUUUCUUAUCGUUUACUCUGUUGGGUUCCCCUUGGACGAAGAUCUGAGCCACAAUUUGUCAAUACUUGGAACAUUUAUGUAUAUUUUCACAUUUGCUGUUGGAGCCGGUCCUGUGACUGGUCUUAUUAUACCCGAGCUAAGCAGCAACAGAACACGUGGGAAAAUCAUGGGUUUCAGCUUCUCAGUUCACUGGGUCUGCAACUUUCUGGUCGGUUUGUUCUUUCUGGAUAUGGUGGAGAAAUUCGGAAUCGGUUCAGUCUACGCCGGAUUUGGCAUCGUAUCGUUGUUGGCAGCGGCAUUUGCGUACUACUUCACGGUGGAGACAAAGGGUCGUUCUCUCGAAGAGAUCGAAGUGUCCUUAAGCUCUGAUAUCUCCUCUGUUGGUGACUGAUUGAAAAGCAGGGGAGGAAGAGAUGAAUCAAACCCAGAGACAGAGAAAACCGAUCCCGGUAUGUCCGGUUCAACAGUUGGUAUGUUAUGCCCGGUUUAGAGGCUGUUUAUUCUGCAAACAACUUCGUUCCUUAAAUAAAUGCAUUGUGUCGCAUGAAACAAGUUGUAAAUAAAUGCCACUGGGAGGAGGGUUGUAUCACUUGCCAGAUACAAACUUAGAUUCUUCCAUCACAUUUUAAAAAGGCGAUAUACUCGUAAGGGUAGCGGUUGGAUUAUUUUCAA